AGUAUCUUAGCUUCAAGGUCUGUCUGCACAUGUUUAGACCAUUUGAAUGAAUAGAACCUGUUAGCACUGCCAUCUAAACUCUGUGUAAUGCUAUUCCUCUGUCUGCUCAGGCCUAAUGAAACUUGCUGGUGUUGUAAACUGAACUUGUUUUUCACAGCAGCCUGUAACAGUUUGCUUUCUCCUUUUACAUGUUUUUAAUGAGCUGUGGAAAAAGUGUUUCAUUCAAAUGUAUCACAUUAUGAAGAUAAUGUUUAGAAGCGUAAUUUCCACAUUUCACAUCAUAAUGGAAUUUGAUAUGUUUAUGUGGAACAAACUUUCCAGUGUUGUCAGAUCUUAUUCUCUCACUUUUGUAUAUCUGUACAUUAUACAAUGUGCUGUUUUUCAUUCUAAACCAAUUCUAAAAUAAACUCUGCUUUUUCUGAUGUUUGUACAAAACCUGUACUUUCAUUUACAUAGUUCAAAUAUAUGCAAUUUAUCUUUCUUUUAUGAUUUCAUGAUUCCUUGUAUUUGUAAGUACUCUGCAAAUGGGGAGAUCAAAGUCAUUCAUGUACUCAUCUCUCAUCUUGUUUUUGUGUAACUGUUUCCUUAGGACAAUAAAUGAGACAGCACAUCUUGAAAUUGAAAUGAAAGUCAUUGAGAAUUCUUGUCAGAUUCCAAAAGUACAUUUGAGAUAUGUACAUUUGGGACAUUUCUGAGAAAACCGCACCAACACCUCUUUGCAGGUUUAAAGCAAUGCGGAGGAAACAGCAAAACCCAGAGUUCACGUUACCAGAAAUGAGCUCCGCUGCAGGAUUUGACACAAAAAGCAAGCAAUGCAUAUUGGCAGGAUGACAUGUAAGCUUGGGGCGCAGCACAAGAACAUACACAUUCAGGAGCAGUGAUUUUGGCCAAAAAUGUGACUGGCUUUAAAGACUUCUGAUAGCUAAACUAUGGAGGAAAUUCUUAUGUGACUUUCCACAAGAAAAAUUAAAUCAGGAGCCAAAAGGUGCCAUCAUAAACUCUACCACCAUGUCAUAUAACGAGACCCUUAACUACUCAGACACUUAUGACUAUGAUUACAAUUAUACCUGCGAUCAGGAUGCAAGUUCAGAUUUCUACAUUGGAUCCAUGGUCUUAACAGUGCUUUGCUAUGUGCUGUUUUGUGUUGGCAUUCUAGGAAACAGCACUGUCCUGUGGGUCCUCCUGCGGCAUGUUAAGCUCAGAACUAUGACUGAUGUAUGUCUUCUCAACCUGACUCUGUCUGACCUCUUAGUGGCUGUAUCACUGCCCCUCUGGGCCUACAGUUCCCAGAACCUCGGCUUAUGCAAAAUAAAAACAGGAGUUUAUCAGUUAGGCUUCUACAGUGGGACCUUGUUCGUGACCUUCAUGAGCGUGGACCGCUACCUGGCCAUCGUCCAUGCGGUGGCAGCCAUUCGAGCCCGGACACGUCGCUACGGCAUCACAGCCAGCAUCAUUAUUUGGGCGAUAUCUGUCACUAUGGCAACCCCUCGGGUUGUAUUUGCCUCCUUGGAGUCUAUUGAUAACACCUCAGAGUGCCAGCCCAUCUAUCCAGAAGCAACUGAGCAUUUCUGGAAGUUGCAGCGCAACUUCAGCGAGAACACAGUGGGCCUUUUUCUGUGCCUUCCCAUCAUGAUUUUCUGCUAUGUGAAAAUCCUCAUUGUGCUGUCAAAGUCCAGGAACUCCAAUAGGAACAAGGCUGUGAAGCUGAUUUUCAUCAUAGUGUGUGUGUUUGUGGUGUGCUGGGUUCCCUAUAAUGUUACAGUUUUUUUCAAAACACUGGAGGAGUUUGAAAUAAGCCUGGGACCCGACCCCUGUGUGAGUUCAAAAACCCUCAACACUGCCAUGAGCAUUGCCGAGAUUAUCGCGCUGUCCCACUGCUGUGUAAAUCCAGUGAUCUACGCAUUUGUAGGAGAGAAGUUUAGGAAGUCAUUGAACAAGGUGAUGGUUAAAUACCUUGGCUGGAGUUACCAAAGCAGUGGUCCUUACAGCCACAGGGAUACCACAGACAAAGAAACCUCCAACACACCUGUGAGAUCAGAGUAUUAAAAAUGGGUCAUGUGCUUUGCUGAUGGGUGUAACUGUUUCUGCAGCACUGGAUUUUUUUUUUUUUUGAAACUGAGAGACUACAAAGAUCACAAAUUACAUGUGUGUGUGUGUGUGUGCGCGUGUGUGUGUGUGUGUGUGUGUGUGUGUGUGUGCGUGUGUGUGUGUGUGUGUGUGUGUGUGUGAGCGCACGUGUGUGUGAAUACAUCUGUGGUUAGUACUUCUGAGUGGUGUAAAACAAUUCUCCAAACCAAUUUGCAGUUACAAUCAUUUAUUUUUGAAAGUGCUUAAAACAAAACACAUGCAUCAAAACAUAAAUGUCAUGUUUAUUCACAGUUU
Messenger RNA from Oreochromis niloticus (Nile tilapia), 2382 nucleotides. Its product is annotated as C-C chemokine receptor type 2. The transcript has 6 exons. Gene Ontology annotation, cellular component: external side of plasma membrane; membrane. The record is from RefSeq and is a predicted model, not a curated record. NCBI's taxonomy places the organism in Eukaryota, Metazoa, Chordata, Actinopteri, Cichliformes, Cichlidae. Bases 1009 to 2046 code for a protein of 345 amino acids. Gene Ontology annotation, biological process: calcium-mediated signaling; G protein-coupled receptor signaling pathway; cell chemotaxis. Gene Ontology annotation, molecular function: C-C chemokine receptor activity; C-C chemokine binding.